Molecule: messenger RNA, 1080 nt
Organism: Mesorhabditis spiculigera
Lineage: Eukaryota; Metazoa; Nematoda; Chromadorea; Rhabditida; Rhabditidae
Source: the annotation of a GenBank genome assembly
AUGCCUGCCGCGAAAGAAGACACCUGGGCCUUCCAGCCAAUCGGCUCGCCAUUCCCCGACAACCCCGUCAAGGUGACUGGGCAGCAGAACAUGUACGUGGCGCUGUGGUACAAGCACGGCAAGCCGAUCCAUGGCCGCUCGUGGAACAACGGAGGUGUCGUCGAGUGCUCGUUCGCCUACAAGGACGCCGAGCUGACCGGAGCCAAGGAUCUCGGAGGGCAGAUUCAGGUGCUGCAAUACAAGGGGGACCACAACACCCUCGGCUACUGGUACAGCUGGGUGAAGUACAGCACUCGCUUCGACAAGACCGACGCCGAGCUGCUGAAGUGCGGCGACUCGAUCCCCAUCUACUGGCCAAAUUCCCCCGAAGGCGGCCUCCUCGGCUACAUCGAUAACAAGACCGAGAUUGGAUGGUUCUCCAACAACAAGAAGGUCAUCAAGAAGGUCGGCGGCGAGCUCAACGACAUGCUCGUCAUCUUCCGCGAGCUGAAGGGCGGCCCGCCCGGAUGUGAGUGUGCCGGAUGCGGCAAGAAGCCCGUGAUCCGGGUCAUGCUCAACGAGUGGGCCGACCUGCGCGCCGGAGACCCGUGGCCGACCAAGUGCCCGGUGAAGGCACUCGGAAAGUCGCUGGACACGCUGCCGGGAGAGAAUGCCGACCAGUACGUGGCCCUCUGGUAUCAACAGGGAGAGCCGGUGAUGGGACGCGUCUGGAACGAGGGCGGAAAGAUCGCCGCCAACUUCUCCUGGGGCGGCAACGAGUACAAGACCAACAUCGGAUCGCUGCAGAUCCUCUUCGAGCUGUCGGAGCACGUGCGCGGUUUCGACUAUGGCUGGAUCCCGUACCCAGAGGCCGCCAAGUUCGGCGACAAGGAAUGGCAUCCGGUGCAUGUGAACCACUACAAGGGCGACAUCUCCCCCGGUGUCAUCACCGUCGGCGGCAAGCAAAUCCUUGGAAAGGUUGACAUCAAGAACGAGCGCGCCUCGUACGGCCAGGGCGGCAAGGAACAGCUCCUCCAGGGCCCCGCCGUCCACCAGACGAUCGUGCUGUGCCGCAAGUGCAAACCAGGCUGCAAAUUCGAC